Symsagittifera roscoffensis is the source of this 1984-nucleotide messenger RNA. RefSeq lists its product as uncharacterized. NCBI's taxonomy places the organism in Eukaryota, Metazoa, Xenacoelomorpha, Acoela, Convolutidae. The transcript is spliced from 4 exons. The record is from RefSeq and is a predicted model, not a curated record. The coding region runs from base 62 to 721 and encodes 219 amino acids.
CAGAGCCGAUAUGGAAGUAAUUAGACGAAGAAAUUUAUUCAAAUAGCCUAGUAUUUUGGCGAUGCGAUCACGAAAGUCAAUGAACAGCGGGGCCGAAGGAAGUGCCGGCUCCUCCCGCUCCAGAUCCAGGGGCGAAUCCUCCGAACCAGACUCCUCGUCUCUGUGGCAGUGUCCAACUUGUACAUAUAGAAAUGCAUUCUCACUCUACUCUUGUGAGAUUUGCUCAACCAAGAAGCCCUCUUCCAGAGGCAGAGUUAGUGGCUCUCGAUCAAGUGUGACAUCUUCGGCUGCUGAUUCAUCCUUAGCUGAAACAGACCACGACAGGGAUUCGAAUGCAUCGGCAGCUUCAUUAGUGUCUUCUCUCUCCUCGGCUGUCGCUGGUGUGGACCCGAGGAGUAGAAGUGUCAGUCCAGACACCAUGUUACAGAAUGCGACCAGAAAACACCCCCGUAAGAGAAGGCUGAAAAUCUCAGACAUGGUCGAUCUGAAAGUGUUCACAACGACUGAAAUUACUGUCGGUGACAAAACAGUCUCUAUUUGCGACUUCAAACUGAAGAAGAUAGUGAAUCAGCAGUGUUCCAACCAAUCAGAAGUCUUCAAUAGAGCAGAAACGGACAGCCGUUCUGUGUUCAUAAAGGAAGAAUCGAACCAAUCGAUCGAUUUGGAAAGCAGUUCAAACUCAUUAACUUGCUCAUCUUCAGGUGUCAGCUCGCUAGUUUGAAAAUUGUGUUUAAAAUUAUGAAGGCUGUUUUUCUUAUGCGUUUUUGCGAAUAUCAUAGUAAAUCAAAUAAAACAUACUACGAUAUGAAAACAAGCAUGCAACUAUCAAACAAUCAGAUUACAGCAAUUUUACUAUGAAAUUCGGGCCAUGCGUAAAUUGUUGAAUCCCAAUUGUGAAUAUAAAUCAAAAAAGACCCGUUGAGGCUUCGCUCUUUUUCACUCACCAAUCCUGAUUUUUUCUUUUAAUGGCUUGUUUAGAAAAAUAUUAAGCAAGAGAUUUUUGACUUGAAUAGGUUAUAAAUCAGUCUUACAUAUUUAAUGGUAUAUAUAGAUUACUAUGAGCUGAUUAUUGUGUUAAGAAACAGAAAAUGCUGAAAUAGAAAAUGAAAUCGUUGAGUAGUUAAAAUUGCAACGCUGCAUGCAUGUAGUUUAAAUUAUUUUCAACUUCGGAUAUCGUUUUCUCGGCUCUUGUCCAGUUUCCCACCCCCUCGUAAAAUUACAAAAAAAACUGUUCAAAAGUUGUUCACACGGCGUUUGACAUGUAAAAAAAAGUAGUAAAAAUUUGUUCACUUGUUCACGUUGACGCGUUUUAAUGCAGUUUGUAAUAUGAAAAGUCAUUUUACAUAGACGUUCAUAUUGAAUUGCAAAAAAAAUCAAAGGGCUUGGAAGGGAAGGGAGGUAAAAUGGAAAAGAGCCGUUUGCUCGUAUUUGCUGAAAUAAUUAGUUAAUAUGAGCAGCCAUUUCAAUUCAAUGUUUCAAUGGGCGUAUUGAUCAAAUUUUGAUUAACUUUGUCCUUAAUAAUUGUGUUUGAUAGUUGCUUUUUAUUGAAUUUCUUUAAGUAUCCCAUGUAAUCGGAAACUGCCAAUGGGUAAAACUAACAUAUAUUAAUUGCCACUAUAAGGGGACAUUUUGUGGUUAAGCAUAAGAGAAAAUGGUACCCAGUAACAAAUCUUACUUUUCAAAGAGGGUAGGGGAGAAGGUUAAAGAGCUUUGAACGCCUCUGAAACAUUUUUGUAGACCAAAUAUUAAAUUAUUUAUACAAAAGUGUGACAUUUUAUACAGAAGUUUUUGCUGUUCAGAAUCGAUGCAUAUCACUAAUAAUAAUACUCUGUGACGUUCAAUAUAAUUUACUAAAUGAAGUUAUUUCCUGAUUUUGUUGAGGUUACUUGCCUUCGAAAUAUUGUGUUUCAAAUUGUUCUUUAUAUUCCUCUAUAUUGUAAAUCUUUAAGUAAUGCUAAGUUCGAAUAAAAAUGUUAAAUAUCAA